Messenger RNA from Rotaria socialis, 1311 nucleotides. The record is from the annotation of a GenBank genome assembly. NCBI's taxonomy places the organism in Eukaryota, Metazoa, Rotifera, Eurotatoria, Philodinida, Philodinidae.
AUGCAGGUUACCGAUCGAUUUGGUAAAUCAAUUCAAAGUCAAAUACAACCAUUAUAUCAAAAUGUAUCCUCUCAAGGGAUUCGAUCGUCAAAUGAGAGCUUCUCAUCAUCUACAAUCGAAGUGUUCGUUUUUGAAUUGUACUCAAUCUACACGGAUGCUUUUCAAAAUUAUUCUACGUCUGAACAAGAACGACUUACGGACGCGCUUGACGCUAUUCAACUCGAUACAAAUGACACUUCAUCUAGUAUUCAAUUACUCGUAUCAUCAAUAUCUAAUGUAUUUUCAUUAGCAAAUGAAAGCGUUGACAGAUGUAAGCAAUUAACCAAUGGUCAAACAAUCAUCAGUCUUCUUAAUGUCCUUCAAAAAUUUUUUAUCAGUUAUAUUGGCGAAUUAAAACGAGUUGUGAAUAAUAUUCGCGAAAGAAAUACGAAAAUAUUAGGCAAUGAAGAUUGGGAAUUAUUUCAACAAACAAUUCGUAUCUUGGAAAUAUGUGGCGAACUUAUUCUUGCUUAUGAACAAUUUGAAUCAUCAUUAGCACAGCAGUUGUUACAAAUGAUUAAUGAAUGGCCAAAUAAAUCGAAUAAACACAAACAACAUCAGGAUCUAUUUGACUUAGCAAUUGAAUCAUUUAUUAACAAAACAUCGUCAUCGGAUAAACAUGAUAUUGUAUCAAUUACAAAUGCUCUUGAAAAUGCUACGUACAGUCUCUUUCCUGAUAUACCAAAAUUAUUGAGUAAAUUUAGUGAUGAAUGUCAUCAAUUUAGUUUUGAUGCUGUCUUUUUACCGAUUCAUUCACUACUUAAUGGGUUUUCGAAAUUACCAGUUUGGUCAAGUGACAAUCGAGGUACAAUUGUUGCGGAUUUACCUUCAUUUAGUCUUGUUCCACAAGAAAAUAUUACUAAAAUCGGUCAAUAUCUUUUAAUGCUUCCGCAACAUUUUGAACCAUUUAAUUUACAUGAUAAUCGACAAUUAGGAAUUGCAUUCAAAAAAGGAAAAUUACCGUAUCUCGAAGAUAAAGAAUUGUAUAAUGAUUUAACAUCCUGUUGGCUUGAUUCAAUUGCUUUGGCUACAAUGCGUCUUUGUAUUGAACAAACAUUAAAAAUUCAAACAUUGAGUUCAACAGGUCUCAAACAAUUAAUUAUGGAUCUUCAGUAUUUAUAUAGUGUAUUGGAAGAUUUCGGCCUUAAAGAUGUAGCCGAUUUUCGAGAUGUGAUUGAAUUAUUGAAUACUGCGGAAGAGACAUUUGAAGAACUUGCUCGACAUAAGCCAGCACGCAUGGCUACAACAAUUCGAACAAUGCGACGCUUGUGA